AGGAAUUGGGCUUUUCCUUUUUGCGGCUGCUUUCAAAUUCAUCUCACCAUUAACUCCUCGCACUCUCCGCUCCUUCUUCUUCUUCUUCUUCUUCUUCUUCGUUUCAAUUCAAUUCACACACAAACACACACACUCAUUUCCAUACAUAGAUAGAUAUACACAAAGUAGCAUACUUUUUUUUAUUUUCGAGGAAACGGAAUUGCUGAAUUUGAAGGCACACCUGUAGAGAGAGAGAGAGAGAGGGGGGGAGAAGAAAGUUUCGAAAUUGGAAAGAAUUGUUUGGUGAAUUUCCGAAGGGGGUUUGUGUUUUUGGUAAUAUUUUCCAUAUGUAAUGCAUCAGAAAAAAUCUGAAGUACAGAUCGGAACAGAAAGCAGCGGCGUCUCUUCCGAUUUCAACCCCACCCCACCCCUGCCCCCUUCCUCCCUCACCCAGAAACACCCGCAUAUCUCGCAGUCGAAUCCGGCGCCGUCGUCAUCGCCCGGCCCCAAUCCCGGCCUCCAAAUCCUCAUCAACGAUGAGCUGCAGCAGCAGGAGCAGAAUGACCCUUUUACCCCCAAGCCCACCCCUUUCAAGAGACCCCAUCUCCAGCAGCAUCACCAUUUCUCCCGCUCCCUCACCAAGACCCCGACUCUCUCCAACGCCCUCCACAGAUACGCGCAGGACCCUCCCCCAAAAUUCACGCUUUUCCACAAUAGGUCUCACAAGUUCUUGACCCAUUUCCACCACCACCUCCGCCACCUCCGCCGCCGUCUCCGCCUCCACCUCCGCCUCAUCCUCCUCCUGAGCCUCCCUUUCUUUUACUUCCUCGUCUCUCACCCUUCCAGGUCAUUUGUUCUUGAUUUCCUAUCCGCUUUCGCCUUCUCGGCGGUGCUCCUUUUUUCCCUCAAUUUAGCCAUUCCGAGGCUUCCCACAAUUAGGUUGUUCCUCGCCAGGUCUUUGCCGAUUAAGAUAAGCGCCAAGGACCAUGGCACCCGCCCGCAUUUGCCCGUCUUUUGGUCCAUUGGUUCGAGGCAGAAGGCCGAUAAGAAGGCCAUUUCCGGGUGUUAUGUGCAAGCAUACACCAAUGGGGAUGUCUACGAGGGUGAGUUUCAUAAGGGGAAAUGUAGUGGCAGUGGGGUGUAUUACUAUUACAUGAGUGGGAGGUAUGAAGGUGAUUGGGUUGAUGGCAAGUAUGAUGGCUAUGGUGUUGAGACGUGGGCACGGGGCAGCCGCUAUAGAGGGCAGUACCGCCAGGGCCUUAGGCAUGGUUUUGGAGUAUAUAGGUUUUACACUGGUGAUGUUUACGCGGGGGAAUGGUCUAGUGGGCAGAGCCAUGGCUGUGGGGUUCAUACCUGCGAGGAUGGUAGCCGAUAUGUAGGAGAGUUUAAGUGGGGUGUUAAACAUGGUCUUGGACACUAUCAUUUCAGGAAUGGAGAUAGAUAUGCCGGGGAGUAUUUUGCAGACAAAAUGCAUGGAUUUGGGGUCUACUAUUUUGCAAAUGGACAUCGUUAUGAGGGUGCCUGGCAUGAGGGGAAGAGACAGGGGCUCGGAAUGUACACUUUCAGAAGUGGCGAAACUCAGUCGGGCCACUGGCAAAAUGGAAUUCUUGACGUUCCAAGCACACAGAGCAAUGUAUAUCCCGUUUCGCCUGUUGCUGUCAAUCACUCUAAAGUGCUUAAUGUUGUUCAGGAAGCUCGACGAGCAGCAGAAAAGGCGUACGAGGUGAGCAAAGUGGAUGAGAGAGUGAAUAGGGCAGUAACAGCAGCUAACAGGGCAGCUAAUGCAGCAAGAGUAGCAGCAGUCAAAGCUGUGCAAAAGCAAAUGCAUCACAAAAGCAACAGCGACGACAUCCCCAUUCCCAUCAUGUAAGACUGGCCGCCGCCCACCAUGACUUCAUACCAGAAAAUACGACAAGAAAAGACGGUUUGUCAACGACUUAUGGUAAACUGACUGACCACACCUCCCAUUUUACUACGUUUCCCCGUUCGAACGUCAUGUGUUUUUCUAAGUGAAAGCUGAAUUUUCGAGCAGCUCGUUGGCACAGCGGCAUCUAGCCUCUUUUUUUCUUUCUUCUUUUUCCUCUUUUCAUUUUCUUUUUUCUUUCUCUUUUUGGCUUUUGUAAAGUUCAAAUAGGUAUAUGGAAUUGAGGGCUGGUGCUGGUGCAAAGGGAAAAAACCCUUCACUCGAGCAGCCCUGUAUGUGGUGAUGAUGUAACUAAUGAGAAAACUCAAGAGAGAAUGUUGUAAUAUUUCUACUUCAACGUGUUGUUGCCUUCCUCUUUCUCCA
Messenger RNA from Salvia miltiorrhiza (redroot sage), 2266 nucleotides. RefSeq lists its product as uncharacterized. Bases 332 to 1849 code for a protein of 505 amino acids. NCBI's taxonomy places the organism in Eukaryota, Viridiplantae, Streptophyta, Magnoliopsida, Lamiales, Lamiaceae. The transcript has 3 exons. The record is from RefSeq and is a predicted model, not a curated record.